AUGGCGCAGCUUGCGGCACCACAGGACAAAAUAAUCUGCUGCGAGGACGCUGUGCAGCAAGUCAGCCAAAAAGAGCCCCACGAAGUGUUCUCCUGCAGCAGCAGCAGCAGCAACAGCAGCAGCAAUAGGCAGCAGCAGCAGCAAAAGGCAGCAGCAGUAGCAGAAGCCCCGACGCAGCCACGUGCGCCACAAAAACCAACACCAGCGACACGCCAGCAGCACCCGCAGCAGCAGCAAAAACCGCAGCACCAACAACAGCAACAGCAACAGCAGCGGCAGCAGCAGCAGCAGCAAGCAGCAGCAACAGCAACAGCAGCAGCAACAGCAGCAGCAACAGCAGCAGCAGCAGCAGCAGCAGCUUGCCCUGGAGGUAAAGAGUGA
Molecule: messenger RNA, 381 nt
Organism: Eimeria tenella
Lineage: Eukaryota; Apicomplexa; Conoidasida; Eucoccidiorida; Eimeriidae
Exons: 2
Coding region: 1-381 (126 amino acids)
Source: RefSeq, a predicted model, not a curated record